GAGUUGGGUGGAGAAGGCUGUGCGUGUGCGAGCGUGUAUGUAGUAUGUGCAUGUGUAUGUGUGGGUGCGUGCAUGUGUGCGUGUGUGUGGCGUGCUGAGCAAGGCCCCUGGGAGUAAGAGAGGGGGCGGGGUCCCAUGAACUGGGCGUACGCAUGCGCGCAUGCGCGCACGCGGCCGGGCCGGGCCGGGCUGGUCUGCUCGGGGAGGGGGCGGCCGUGGCGGCGACGUUAUUUCCGAGGUCGGCAGCGGCGGCGGCGGUACGGUGCGCGGCGGCUGAGGCGCCGCCGAACUAGUCGGUAGGGACGGUUACAGGGCAGCCCCGGAAAUCCUUUGCUCUGCCUUUCGGUGCGUCGCGGUCGUGGCGCUGAGUUCCGUGGUGCGGGGGACCCUCGGAGCCGGCGGGUCACCCUGCGGCCCCUAGCCCGCCUCGCCCCAGGUAAAAUGGUUAUGAAAGCUUCUGUAGAAGAUGAUGAUUCAGGAUGGGAGCUCAGUAUACCUGAAAAGAUGGAAAAGAACAGUACAAGUACAAAUUGGGUCGAUAUAACUCAAGAUUUUGAAGAGGCUUGUCGAGAAUUGAAGUUGGGAGAACUGCUUCAUGACAAGCUCUUUGGUCUUUUUGAAGCUAUGUCUGCCAUUGAAAUGAUGGAUCCCAAGAUGGAUGCUGGCAUGAUUGGAAACCAAGUUAAUCGGAAAGUUCUUAAUUUUGAGCAAGCUAUCAAGGAUGGCACCAUAAAAAUUAAAGACCUAACUUUACCUGAAUUGAUAGGGAUUAUGGAUACAUGUUUUUGUUGCUUGCUUUUUUUUUUAUCAGGUUCUGCACAACUGUCUCCUGGGCAUCAUCUACUCAACUGGCCUAGCUGGAGGCUUCCUUUUACCUCCCCAUCCAUGGGAUAUUAUAAUUACUCCUGGCAAUAUCCCAUUCAUGGUUUCACAUUACAUAUUUUAAAGAUAACAUGGUUAGAAGGUCAUUCAUUGGCGCAGACAGUGUUUACUUGCCUUUACAUCCAUAAUCCAGACUUCAUAGAAGAUCCUGCUAUGAAAGCUUUUGCUCUUGGUAUCCUGAAAAUCUGUGACAUUGCAAGAGAAAAAGUAAAUAAAGCUGCUGUUUUUGAAGAGGAAGAUUUUCAGUCAAUGACCUAUGGAUUUAAAAUGGCAAAUAGUGUGACAGAUCUUCGAGUUACCGGCAUGCUAAAAGAUGUAGAAGAUGACAUGCAAAGAAGAGUAAAGAGCACUCGAAGUCGACAAGGAGAAGAAAGAGAUCCAGAAGUUGAACUUGAACAUCAGCAAUGUUUAGCUGUAUUUAGCAGAGUGAAAUUUACUCGAGUGCUACUGACAGUUCUCAUCGCUUUUACUAAAAAGGAGACAAGUGCUGUUGCAGAAGCUCAGAAACUGAUGAUUCAAGCAGCAGAUCUUCUGUCCGCAAUUCACAAUUCAUUACAUCAUGGGAUCCAGGCACAGAAUGAUACUACAAAAGGAGAUCAUCCUAUUAUGAUGGGUUUUGAGCCUCUUGUUAACCAGAGAUUGCUUCCUCCUACCUUCCCUCGAUAUGCAAAAAUAAUCAAAAGGGAAGAAAUGGUCAACUAUUUUGCAAAACUUAUAGAUAGAAUAAAAACUGUCUGUGAAGUUGUCAAUCUAACAAAUUUACACUGUAUCCUGGAUUUUUUCUGUGAAUUUAGUGAGCAAUCACCCUGUGUUCUUUCAAGAUCACUGCUUCAAACUACUUUUCUAGUGGAUAAUAAAAAGGUCUUUGGGACCCAUCUCAUGCAAGACAUGGUGAAAGAUGCACUUCGGUCAUUUGUCAGUCCUCCGGUGCUUUCUCCUAAGUGCUGUCUGUAUAAUAAUCACCAGGCUAAGGACUGUAUUGACUCCUUUGUUACUCACUGUGUUCGGCCAUUCUGUAGUCUUAUUCAGAUCCAUGGACAUAACAGGGCUCGUCAGAGAGAUAAAUUGGGUCAUAUUCUUGAAGAAUUUGCUACCUUGCAGGACGAGGCAGAAAAAGUUGAUGCUGCACUUCACAGUAUGUUGUUGAAACAGGAACCUCAAAGACAGCAUUUGGCCUGUUUAGGUACCUGGGUCCUUUAUCAUAACCUUCGAAUUAUGAUACAAUAUCUUCUAAGUGGCUUUGAAUUGGAACUGUACAGUAUGCAUGAAUACUACUACAUAUAUUGGUAUCUAUCUGAAUUUCUUUAUGCCUGGUUGAUGUCAACAUUGAGUCGUGCUGAUAGCUCACAAAUGGCAGAGGAAAGAAUAAUGGAAGAGCAGCAAAAAGGUCGUAGUAGUAAAAAAACAAAGAAAAAGAAAAAAGUUCGCCCAUUGAGUCGAGAAAUCACAAUGAGUCAAGCAUAUCAGAACAUGUGUGCUGGAAUGUAUAAGACCAUGAUAGCUUUUGACAUGGAUGGUAAAGUACGAAAACCCAAAUUUGAGUUGGAUAGUGAACAGGUUCGAUAUGAACAUAGAUUUGCUCCAUUCAACAGUGUUAUUACACCACCCCCGGUGCACUAUUUGCAAUUCAAGGAAAUGUCUGACCUUAAUAAAUAUAGUCCACCUCCUCAGUCUGCUGACCUAUAUAUGGCAGCUAGUAAACACUUUCAACAGGCAAAAAUGAUACUGGAGAAUAUCCCAAAUCCAGACCAUGAGGUCAGUCGGAUUCUAAAAGUUGCCAAACCUAACAUUGUGGUCAUGAAGUUGUUGGCAGGAGGGCACAAAAAAGAAUCUAAGGUUCCCCCUGAGUUUGACUUCACUGCUCACAAAUACUUUCCAGUUGUGAAACUUGUUUGAAAGGGAUUUUAAGAACUGACCCUAAAGAGAUAGAACAUAAACUUUUUAAUUCCACCAGAGAGCAGACAGAUAUCUAUCAAUCUUACCACAUACUUGAGGUGAAAUGGAUUUCUAUAUAAAGAACCUUCAUACGGAGUACUUAAGUCUGACAGCUUCACAUGACUGAAAGAAAACUGCUGUUUUAAAGUGGUUUGUUGUUAUGUUCCAUGGAUGAAACUGAUUUUAUUGAUGAACAACAUUGUAUGGUUUUGUUACAGAUUUAAUCAUAAAUCAUUUUUUAUGAAUGAAUUGAGUGAAAUGGUGUUUGUAAAGGUUAAUAAAAUUCUUGACUGAAAAUGCACUGCCUGAGAGAAAAUACAAUAGCACUUUGUUGAUA
This is a messenger RNA of Antechinus flavipes (yellow-footed antechinus), 3154 nucleotides long. RefSeq names its product N-alpha-acetyltransferase 35, NatC auxiliary subunit (gene NAA35). Gene Ontology annotation, biological process: N-terminal peptidyl-methionine acetylation. Lineage: Eukaryota; Metazoa; Chordata; Mammalia; Dasyuromorphia; Dasyuridae. The transcript has 24 exons. The record is from RefSeq and is a predicted model, not a curated record. Gene Ontology annotation, cellular component: NatC complex. Bases 442 to 2778 code for a protein of 778 amino acids.